Dunckerocampus dactyliophorus (ringed pipefish) is the source of this 1312-nucleotide messenger RNA. RefSeq names its product protein FAM181A-like. Lineage: Eukaryota; Metazoa; Chordata; Actinopteri; Syngnathiformes; Syngnathidae. The transcript has 2 exons. The coding region runs from base 326 to 1036 and encodes 236 amino acids. The record is from RefSeq and is a predicted model, not a curated record.
AAAUAGUCUCAAUGACAAAAGGCAUGGCGUAAAUGCUGUUUUUUCCUCUUCACAUCUCCAUGACAACAAUUUGCAAUGGGGAAGAAUUCGAUAGCAGGGCGCUCGCAGGCUGAUUGGGGUCCAUUGUGAGGGGCCUGAGGUCGCUGAUUGGUUCAAGGGAAGCACCAAAACUACAAGGAGUUUAUAUUCAUUCAGCUUGCUCAAGUACCCCCAAAUGCAGGCUGGAGACUGCUGCAGAGGAGCAUCCUAACACCGCUGGUUUUGAUGAUGGACUACAAUAUUUAACAUGGACUGAUUCAUCCUGAAAACAAAAGUAUUGGAUAAAAUGGCAAAUGCAGACAGCGAGGUGAGAACUUUGCUCAAUUUUGUAAACCUAGCAUCGAGCGACAUCAAGGCGGCCUUGGAUAAGUCGGCCCCGUGCAGGCGCUCAGUGGACCACAGGAAGUAUCUCCAGAAACAGCUUAAGCGCUUCUCUCAGAAAUACUCCCGGGUGCCAAGAUGUCACCCGCUUCGAUCUGCACAGUGUGCCAAGCCCACGGGUGCUACUGGUCUGCAGGUUCCCGAAAAGGGUGUUGGUGCUGUGCACACAAGUGCAGACAUUGUGGGUGGUUCUGUGGAGCAGGUGCCCAUGAGGAAACGCCAACUGCCAGCCUCUUUCUGGGAGGAACCCAAACUGACCAAGAGGGAGCACUCCCAGUCGGGACUGAGAAUGAGUCACCCAGCAUCGACAGAGACGAGAGACCACAGGAAAGGUCACGAUGAGGACGCAAAGGUCUACAAAGAGGCUCUCAAAUUGGAGCGGACCUCUCAUCGUGGCUUGAGCGUGUGUGCCUGCUGCCCUUUCCAAUUCCACCACCAACACCAGCAGCAGGUCAUCCAGGGUCACAUCAUGGUGCCGCAUCCUGCUAUAGGACUGUGGUGCAAGGCCGAGCCUGAGAGAGCAGAGCAGAAGAUCCAUACGCACGUUGUGGUCAAACCUAUACCCACCAAGCCCGCUAUCCCAUCCCCUAUCUUCAGCGUGUUUGGCUUCAUUUAACAAAUACAACUAAUUAUUGUCAUCUCAACAAUCGAUAAUGAGACACUUCCUCAAGCACUUAAUGGAAUACUAUUUUUUGCUCACCUCUAGAGGACUAAAAUGCACUUCUUCAUGUUCUGUUUCUCUGAUGCCACACAGUAAGUUGACAGGUUUCUACUUUUAGGCUCUUCAAGGUAUCUCAAAUGAAAAGACAAGAAAUGUGGAUUUGAUUGUCUUUGUCACAGUAAUGUUUGAUACAGCUGCUUUCAUCUCUUAAAUAAACGAUUCCCACAAGAA